ACGAGAGUAACUGUAGGGUGUCUGCUGUGUUAUUGCCUGAUCCGAUCUCCCGUUGUCAGCCUGGCUCAGCUCAGCUAGCGGACAGUUCGCUGAAAACGACUCAUCGCUGAUCAUCAUCGUUGUGAUGUUCGUUUCAACGAAUUUCAAGGAGGUUAACCUCCUUGCUUGAGCUGAGGAAAACGUGAAACAAAAAUCGCGGCACUAAAAAAACUAAAGCAUUAGCCACUUAAAGCUUAGACUGAUGUGUACAACAUUGUUUUUGUUUUUAUCCGUCAUAAAUGUAAAAAGUGAUGUGAGAAGUUUUCCUGUUCAAGACAAAUACACCAACCCCCUCCAGAGCUGUUUGUUAAGGCAAAAUGUGGAAUGGACUGCUGGCAGUACUUCUACUAACCAUAUUCCUGAACAGCCUUUACACAAAUGUGCAGUCAUCUCCUGCUGAAGUUAGUGCUGAGGAAUCUGUCCACCAGCAGCAGACCAAAGACAAAUCACAGGACUGUCCUGUUUAUUUGGUGGACAUGACCACUGGUGGGGAUCCUGGAAUCAGCUAUCCCACAACAAAGUCCACAUCAUCCAACAAAGGCACGAAAAAAACAACCCAGAACCAUCAGGAGAAAGAGGACUCUCUCAGGGUUCUCGCAGAGGAUGAAGGAGAAACAAGCCCAGAGCAGCCAGUGGCUUCUGAAAAGAGUGAAGAAACUGAAACAUCAGCAUCGCCAAGCCCGGCUAGUGAUAGUGUAGCAGAGGAUCUGCACAUAGAGGAGCAGGCUGAGCAGACAGACGUACCUGUACCUGUCAUCACCUCUCCACCUGAGCCACAACAGUCAGACACACCUGCAGCUGACAUCGCAACACUCAAGGAUUCACAGACAAAAGAUGAUGACACAGCUACUGAUGAGGUACCUGCUGAAGCUGUGCUGCCGGCUGAAGGAACAGACAUUAGUGAGGAUGUGGAACCUGAACAGAUAAAAACCAGAGACAGUAGAGAUGACGUCCUUCCUAAAGCUGAAGAGGAGCAGCAGCAGGCUGGAGAAGAGCCUCUGGACACUCAGGAGGAGAGAGAGACAGCGGUGACUGAGGAGGAGGACUUGGUGGCACACAAGGAAGACGACAUGCCCUCGUUUGAUGAGUGGAAGAAAAGGAUGCUGGAACAGGAGGAGCGAGAAAAACAACAGAAUACCAACGGCCAAACAGGACAACCCGUGUCAACUCAGGGACAGAAGACUCAGAAGGGCAGGCAUAACUAUGGAUCAGUGGAGUGUGGAGCCAAGAUCCUGUCUGCCAACAGAGAAGUACAACACUCAUCUUCUGUGCUGGUGGAAAAUAAGGAUAUGUACAUGUUAAACCCCUGCAGUGCCAAGAUAUGGUUUAUUGUAGAGCUUUGUGAGCCCAUCCAACUGAAGCAGAUCGACAUCGCCAACUUUGAACUGUUCUCCUCUGUGCCAGAGUCUUUUAAGGUGUCGACAUCAGAAAGGUACCCGGCCCGAGAGUGGCAACUCCUCGGUACAUUCCACAUGGCAAAUGAGAGAACCAUCCAGUCUUUCCCUCUUGAUGAGAAACUCUUCAUUAAGUACCUAAAGGUGGAAAUGUUGUCUCACUAUGGCAGUGAACAUUACUGUCCUUUAAGCUUGUUUAGAGUCUUUGGUACCAGCAUGGAAGAGGAAAUAGAAGAAACAGAGCAGCACUCGGAGACUGUGGGAGAUCCUGAGGACGACCUGUUCCCAGAUGAGUCUGUUCCACUGUCCCCGGACUCCAACCUGUUCGGCAGCGCAAAAGAUGCAGUUUUGAAUAUUGUGAAGCAAGCUGCCAAGGUGUUCACUGGUCCUUCAGAUGGCAUGGCCUCAACAGAACCUCAUGAAGCAAAGGGAAAAGUAUCAGUGGAGAAAACAUUUCUUGAACCAACUCUGGAGUACCCUGAACCUUGUCUGGAUAUCAACAGAACAGUGAAUGUGUCAGUGGCAGACCAUGAUGGUGCUGGGAAGGAUAGCAGAAGCAUCCAGCCUACUCCAACCAGCGCCGCACACUCUACAGUCAAACACACAGAGACAUCUGAGGACCAAACACCACCGCUGGCUUUUCUGCCACUGGAUCCCUCACUCCAGGAAGAGACAGGUUCUGUUCAAGACAAAAAUUCCAUUCAACCAACUGUAAGUCUUGGAGACAGCGAUCAGGAAGGAAGAGCAGAUCUGAACAUACCAGUUGAUCCUGCCAGUGAGCAGCUAUCUGAAGGGAUUGUUACCUUGGUGGAGUCUGGUAUUGUAGAGGGCAGUACACCUUCUGUUGACCUGCUGCAGGAGAAACAGUGGGCUGUCAUCAAGCAGUGUCCAACUUGUAGUGAGCUGCAAGCUGUGCAAAAGUGCCAGGGGAGAGCUUUGUGUUUGUUGUACCAACUCAUCCUUCAAACCUCAUGUGAAGAAGAGCAGAUGAUUGUCACACCUCCAGUAGAACAUGUGGUCAUCGCAACAGACACACACGAUGAUGAGGGGACAUCAUUAAACUCCAAUGUUGUUGACCUGAGUAAGAAGGAUGAGGAUGGGGACAUCAGCGGCCUUCUGCCCUCCGAGCCUCCUGCUCCAGGCACAGAACAGGUCCUGAGUGAGUCUGCUGAAGGGGAGGAGGAACAGUCGCUUCCUGUCAGCUCAAGAAAUGACACGGUGGCUGUCUCUGAAGCAGGUACUGAAAUGUCCACCACAUCUCCCACCUUACAGCACGGACAGGACAGCAGUCCAGCAGAGGCUGUUCAUACUGGAGAAGACAAUCUGCAGCAGGAGCAGCCUGUCAUGUCUCCACAGGAGGGGAGUGAGAGUCCCUCAGCUGUGCAGGAAGAUGAACCUACAGCUGAGGGGACAGACUCCAGCACUACGUCAGCAGCUAUGGAAGGCAGCAGUGCAGAGGGCAGUCAACCCCCUGUAACUGAUACUGCCCAAAGUCAGAGUGAGUCAGAAACUUCUGCAAGUGCAUCUGAUACUGGUUCUUCUCAGAAUGGGGGGACAAAGCAAACACAUGUACCUGACAGAGAUACUAAAGAAGAUAUUGUCACAAGUGCAAGCCAGGAUCCCCAGGAAUCAAGCCUACCAGAGCCUGCCCUUGCUACUGUACAGAAUGGAAGUAUGGAUGCACUGGACAAGCAGACCAAAAACGCAUCAGACUUUUAUGCUGAAAAGAAUGAGAACGGCACGAGUGCUCAACACAUUUCACAUGGAGGGCACACGGGCAAGGAGUCAGUGAUCAUGAGACUGAACAACAGGAUCAAGGCUUUGGAGCUGAACAUGUCUCUGAGCAGCAGGUAUCUGGAGGAACUCAGUCAGAGAUACCGCAAGCAGAUGGACGAGAUGCAGAAAGCCUUCAACAAAACCAUUUCUAAACUCACUAACAACUCCAGAAAAGCUGAAGAGAGGGAUAUUCGACAGCAAGAAAUCAUUGCAAAUCUGGUUGCUAGCAUUACGAACCUGACAGCCGACGUCCAACACCUCAACACUGACAGAGACAACCUACAUAGGAAGGUCAUAGAAAGACACAUCUUCCUGAUGGUAGUGGAGGUGUUGUGCCUGGCAGUGGUGUUCAUGGUCUGUCUGCACACACGGCCUGGACACACACCACAGCUCAGUAACAGUCAGGGAGAGAAGACUCAGGAACAUCUACAUCAUCACAGGGACGGGCUGGGAGUCACAACAAGGACAGAGGACCUGCCUCCACGAAGAUCAGAUGGUGAAGAGGACAGGCUGGUUAUUGUGGAACCACAGUGUAAUAGACAGAUAAAGGGCACAGAUGGCACAAAGAAGAAACGGUCCAAGAAAAAACAUCGGUAUCAGGGUUUAAGAAACACCUCAUCGACACCUAAUCUAGCAGAGCAGCUGAGCGGGCACCAGGAGCUGGCUGCUGGGGUCAACAUGAACGUUGCAGGGCUGCUGUUCAGUUCUAGUACAGCCCAGGACGGACAGCCUUUCAGCAGCAGUAGAGACAGUAAGGGUGGACAGCAGAACAGCACACAUCACCAACCAACACUACAGCCUACCAAGUGGAAUCAGCAGCCUUCAUGCUUGAAAAAUGAAUCCAGUGAGCAUGGAGAAACCUGCCAGGAACCAGCCAUUCAGAAGGUUUUUUUGUGCUGCGGCAAAACUCACACUUCAGUGCACUAGCCAACAAGUCAAUAUUCAGUCUGCUGAAGUCCAUGCAUAAAGAAUCGAAAGUCUACAAGGACAAUCACUGCAUUCCCUUACUAAGUGUUUCCCCUUACUGUCACUAUCUUACAACAUAGGAAUUAGGUGUAAGAUGAAUACAUUACCCCCAAGCUUGUGAUAUGAGGAAUGUAAGUUUGCCUCCUUAGUUUGAUUGUAACUAGGUUGUAAAUCUAGGUCAAUGCCCAAACAGUGUACUGAUGAAGCAGUUAAGAAGCCGGAUGGUUGCCUGCCAAGCUUGCUAUUUUUCAAGUAACUACAAGUAUAUUAAACCAGCCAACAGUCUCAUAUGCAGGCUUUUAGCUAGGGGGUGUCCAGGGUGUCUUUUGGAUGCCCAGUGUACUGAAAAUAGUAAGAAAUUGGACGCCCUACUUUUUGGUAGGACACCCUAAAGACGCCCUAUUUUUUCCACUUCCAACCCCUGCCAUGCACACAUGCCUCCUUUCAGAAUACAAAAAUGAUGGUUUACUGAAGGAAAAAAACUCAAAUUCCUCAAAAUGCAGAAAGUUGUGUUUGAGGGCAUUAUGAAUGUCAAAAAAGCCCCCCUAAAAAGGUCACACACUGUGCAUCUUUGCUGUGUACAAUAAAAAAAUGGACACCCAACAAA
Branchiostoma belcheri (Belcher's lancelet) is the source of this 4782-nucleotide messenger RNA. Its product is annotated as SUN domain-containing ossification factor-like. Gene Ontology annotation, cellular component: cytoplasm; membrane. Gene Ontology annotation, biological process: protein folding in endoplasmic reticulum. NCBI's taxonomy places the organism in Eukaryota, Metazoa, Chordata, Leptocardii, Amphioxiformes, Branchiostomatidae. The record is from RefSeq and is a predicted model, not a curated record.